AUGGCCACCGCACACCCCAAUCUCUACAGCUUCCCCAACUCCGACGCUCUAGCUACACAAUUGCGCAGCUACGUCCUCCGCUCCCAAAACUCGUCGCUGGCCCGCCACGACAUCUUCCGCAUCGCUGUCUCCGGUGGUUCCCUGCCAGCUGUCCUAGCCAAAGCCCUCCUCGCCCCCAGCAAUGGCACCCCGGAAGAUACCCCUCAAUUUUCCAAGUGGCACAUCUUCUUUGCCGACGAGCGCGCCGUACCACUUGACCACGAAGACAGCAACUACCGUCUGCUGAAGGAUGAGCUCGUCGCCAAGAUCCCCGCCGAGCUCGGCUCGCCCGUUAUCCACCCCAUCGACGAGAAGCACGUCGAAGAUGACGAUCCCCAGGAACUCGCCGAUCUCUACCAAGAGGAUUUGAUGCGCGAGUUUGCCGCCAAGGAUAGCGUUAAGCUGCCCGUCUUCGAUCUCAUCCUUCUGGGCUGUGGUCCCGACGGCCACACUUGCUCUCUGUUCCCUGGCCACGAUUUGCUCCGCGAAAAGGACGCUUGGGUUGCUGCUGAGACAAACUCCCCCAAGCUUCCUCCCAAGCGUAUUACUCUCACUCUGCCCGUCGUUACCCACGCUGUCAGCAUUGCCUUUGUGGCAACUGGCGGAGGCAAGAAGGAGAUUCUCAAGCAGAUCUUUGAUCUCGAGGAGGGCUCCAGUCUUCCUUCUGCUCUGGUGAACCAGGGUGCUGGUAACAAGGUGAGCUGGUUCACCGAUCAUCCAGCAGUCGAGGGUGUUGCAUUCCCUCGUCGUGGAAGUCUUUAA
This is a messenger RNA of Penicillium paradoxum, 801 nucleotides long. RefSeq names its product 6-phosphogluconolactonase. NCBI's taxonomy places the organism in Eukaryota, Fungi, Ascomycota, Eurotiomycetes, Eurotiales, Aspergillaceae. The record is from RefSeq and is a predicted model, not a curated record. Bases 1 to 801 code for a protein of 266 amino acids. The transcript has a single exon. Gene Ontology annotation, molecular function: 6-phosphogluconolactonase activity. Gene Ontology annotation, biological process: pentose-phosphate shunt; carbohydrate metabolic process.